CUACAGACGACCAAACUGAACCCCCCCGGGCCCGUUCUCCACCCAGUGCGUGCUGGGAAUUCCCCGGUGAAUGUUGUUGUUGUUGGUGACUCCGCCCAAUUUGGCCACGUCAGCGAUGCCUCGGUGCCGAGCGUCCCUCAGCCAGUCCCUGCGGUGGUCCAACCCCGCGGUGCGGGCGGCGGCGUUGUGCGCGGUGACGUUCGGCGUGGUCCUGCCGCUGUGCUGCCACCGGAUGCUCUACUCCUACUUCUUCCUGCGCUCCGCGUACCUGGACUCCAUGAGCGAGGCGGCGCUGCAGCGGAGCCUGGACCGGGGCCGCGGGGCGCUGCUCUUCUGGCAGAGCGCCACGGCGGCGGCGGCCAGAGUCGGCGACGCCGCCCGGCGCCCCGACCUGCUGGUUACCGUGGUGACGUCCAGCCGGAGCGAGGGGCGGGACUUCCACUACCUGCUGCAGGUGACGCGGCAGCUGAGCGGCAUCCUGGACUCCUGCGGGGCGCGGCGGUGCGCCGAGGUUCUGGUCUGCGACGUGGAAAGCGGGCACCUGGAGAACCAGGACGCCAAGCUGCUGGAGGCCCACUUCAGCAAAGUUUGCAAGAACCCGGGUGGCCUAAUGAUACACCCGGUCCAAAUGGAACCUCUGCAAACAGUGGGAGUGUCUCAGCGCACUGAACCAACACCUGCUGAGAUGCAGGAGAAGCCAGACCCAGAGACAACCCAUGAUGCUCAGAAUCUCCAGGUGACACGAGCCUCAGCCCAGCACAUUAAGAACAUGGUCUGGUCAAGUCACCCCAAGCUAGCAAGGAGAAGAGUGGCUCCAGUUUGA
Etheostoma cragini (Arkansas darter) is the source of this 823-nucleotide messenger RNA. It is a transcript of the gene pgap4, whose product is annotated as post-GPI attachment to proteins GalNAc transferase 4. The transcript has 3 exons. Gene Ontology annotation, biological process: GPI anchor biosynthetic process. Gene Ontology annotation, cellular component: Golgi membrane. Lineage: Eukaryota; Metazoa; Chordata; Actinopteri; Perciformes; Percidae. Bases 71 to 823 code for a protein of 250 amino acids. Gene Ontology annotation, molecular function: glycosyltransferase activity. The record is from RefSeq and is a predicted model, not a curated record.